Molecule: messenger RNA, 1599 nt
Organism: Vicia villosa (hairy vetch)
Lineage: Eukaryota; Viridiplantae; Streptophyta; Magnoliopsida; Fabales; Fabaceae
Exons: 3
Coding region: 1-1599 (532 amino acids)
Biological process (GO): DNA repair; telomere maintenance
Molecular function (GO): DNA helicase activity
Source: RefSeq, a predicted model, not a curated record
AUGCUGCAACUGAACCAUCGUACUCUACAUGAUUACAAGCCCAUUCCUUAUCCAAAUGGCUAUGUUAUUCAACAGUUGGGAAACCGGCUUAUAUACGAUGAAAGGCAGUACAAUAUUCAGGACAUGAAGGCGGAAUUUGAUAAGCUAUUCAAAUGUCUCACUGAUGAACAGAGGAAGAUUUACGACCAAAUAAUGGAUGCCGUUAACAAACAGAAAGGUGGUGUCUUCUUCCUGCACGGUUAUGGCGGAACCGGUAAGACAUAUAUGUGGAGAACACUUGCAAGUGCAUUGAUAUCUAAGCAUGAGAUUUGUCUUACUGUUGCAACAAGUGGGAUAGCAUCUCUUUUGUUGCCAGGAGGUCGUACAGCUCAUUCAAAGUUCAAGUUGUCGGUUCCAUGUGUUGAAAACUCAACUUGCAAAAUUAAUUUCAAUGACGACAGCGCUGGUCUUCUGAGGGAGGCAAAGCUAAUUAUAUGGGACGAGGCACCAAUGGCACACAAAUAUUGUUUUGAAACGCUGGACAGGACUUUGAACGAUGUCAUGAGUAAUUACAGUAACUCCGAUUCUGUUUUCGGCGGGAAGGUUGUGAUUUUUGGUGGGGAUUUCCGUCAGAUAUUACCCGUUGUACCCGGAGGAAGCCGUUCUGAAAUUAUCCAUUCAACUAUUAACGCUUCUUACAUUUGGCAUUAUGUUAAAGUCUUGAAUUUGACAAAAAACAUGCAUCUAUUUAGCGGACCAAGUGAACAAGAUAAAAAUGAAAUUGCAGAUUUUUCAGAGUGGCUUUUAAAGAUAGGAGAGGGAAGAAUUUCGGAACCUAAUGACAGUUAUGCCAACAUUGACAUACCGCCCGAACUGUUAAUUACAAACUUCAAUGACCCUAUUCUUUCCAUCGUCGAGAGUACAUAUCCUGAUUUCUUAAAUUGUUACCAAUCGUGUGAUUAUCUCAAAAAUAGGGCCAUUCUUGCUUCCACUUUAGACAUUGUUGACAAAAUCAAUGACCAUGUCCUUGCCAUGAUGUCAGGGGAAAUACGAGAUUACUACAGAUCUAACUCAGUUGAUCGAUCAGAAAUUCAUGACAGCAAAAUUCUUCAAGUGCUGAGCCCAGAAUUCCUAAGCUCUUUAAGAACUUCUGGCCUACCCAACCAUCACUUAAAGUUAAAAGUUGGAAUACCAAUCAUGCUUAUGCGAAACAUUGAUCAAUCACAAGGUCUAUGUAAUGGGACGAGGCUUAUAGUAACUAAAAUGGCUACUCAUGUUCUUGAGGCCGAAUUGAUGGGUGAUAACAAUAAUGGAAAGGUUAUAUACAUCCCGCGAAUGGAUAUGUCCCCAUCUCAAUCUCCAUGGCCAUUCAAGUUAUCGAGACGUCAAUUUCCGGUUAUUGUAGCCUAUGCCAUGACCAUUAACAAAUCACAAGGCCAAUCGUUGGAUUGGGUUGGACUUUAUAUACCUCGGGAUGUUUUCACACAUGGACAAAUUUAUGUUUCCGUUUCAAGAGUUACAACAAAAAGAGGUAUCAAGAUAUUGAUACAUGAUGAUAAAAACACCCCAAAGCUUUCAACAUGUAAUGUUGUAUACAAAGAAGUUUUUAACAACAUUUAG